Lolium perenne is the source of this 2432-nucleotide messenger RNA. The record is from RefSeq and is a predicted model, not a curated record. Lineage: Eukaryota; Viridiplantae; Streptophyta; Magnoliopsida; Poales; Poaceae.
GCCUUUGCUUGGGCGCGUGACCGACGGGUGGUGUCGAUCGUAACCGCUGGGAACAGAACAUGUCGUCGCUGCCUCCUUCGCCGUAUGUCCUCAAUUGCAUUAUUAUUUCGAGACGAUCUAGCUUUCGUUUUCACCAUCUUUUUCCGUUCAGUGGCAAGUAUAGUCUUGAAUGUCAUUUAAUUUGAAAACGGACGAAGUAUUUUAUUAAUUUCCCUUCCGCUGCUUACUUAUUUUGAGAUGAGAUUGGAAAAUCGGGAGAAACUCUUUUUAUCACCAACUUAGGAUUUCUGAGAUGAAUACCGACGGGGUUGGAUCCAUGAGGAAGGAAGGUUCUCGUAAGUCGUAACCCAUACAUAUUCUUUCAGCCAGUUUUUUUUUUCUCCUAGUGUGUUGUUAGCGCAACUCCCCUCCUCGCAUGUCGCCCGAACGCAACCGCGGCGACCAGCGAUACUCUUGGUUCCCCUAUCGUCUUCCCAACGGCGAAGAAAUUCUUGUCUACAAAGAUAAGGAUGGGGUUCUCUUCACCGACCAUGGCGGGCCGACACGACCCGUCCAAGAUGUCAUCAGGGAAUUCCUCUCCGGCCUCAGCCGCGAUCCUCCACCGCCGACUGUUGAUGAAUCUGGCUCCAAACGCCCCGAGGAAGAUCAACAAGGGGCCACUCCGAACCCUGCACCAUCCCCAGCGCAAUACACCAAGGAAUAUCAACAAGUGUCGGAAUCGUCCAUCACCGCUGCAUCUUCUUUCUCUCUGCCACAGCCUACAUCGCUCUUGAAGUUGAAGGAGUUGCUUGACACUACAGCAGUGGACAAAUCGUGCAUCACUAGCGUUUCUCCCUCUUUGCUGCAGUCUCUAUUGUCUGGGGUGCCAGAUCCCUUGGCAUUGAAGCUUGGCAUGGCUCUCAUAUCAUCUUCAUUUGUUUCUUCGUUGGUGCCCACUGGUCUAUUUAUAAAAUAUUUUGUCAGAGUUGACAAGGAGGGAUUUUUCCAUACAUAUCCUGACCGUGGAGGGCCAUUUAAGACCUUAGAGAAAGCCCAGGAAGCUAUUGAUUCACAUCAUGUUGUUCAGCGAGAAAUGAUGUGCAUGGAUGGCCUUUCUGAUGAGGAGAGGGCCGUACGGAACACUCUAUACUGGUAUCAUGAUGGCACAAGGAAGCACUCAGCAGAAGCUUUUGCUUCCUGUACGACCCGUUGCACAACACGGGAAUUGCUUAAGGCUUUAAUAGACAUGCACAACGAGGACAAUGAUCUUCUGGGGGAUCAUGCAUAUGAACUAAAAGGUAUUGUGGGUCACAAUUCAUGUUUUGAUGGGAAAGACUGCAUUUAUAGGUCUUAUUCUCAUUUCAAUCUGACCAUGAAGACUAAAGGAGCUGAUCACAACAACGAUCUAUAUUUUGCUGAAGUCACGUGUAUGAGUGGUGAUUAUGAAGCAUAUGUGCUCACCUGUAUCUGCAUAGUUAAACCUGAUCACAAUGGUGAAUGCGCUGUGUGUGAAGAUAAAAAGGAUGACAUUAAGCACCCUAAUGAUGACGUAUACAACCGUGGUCGCCGCAACAAGUUUCAUGUUAUUCGAUCACGUCGUCGUUCUCAUGCACUUGGAGUUGAUUUGUUUGAGAAGUUAUUCGCCGUGCGUGAAGAGGCUUGGCUGAUAGAAGAGGAGGCUAGGGUGAGACGAAUGAUUAAGGAAGGGAAGGAUGCUAGGAGCAGCAAGUUGGAGGUGGACAGAGGGGAGGGCAUGAUUAAGGAAGGGAAGGAGGCUAGGCGCAAUUUGGAGGUGGACAAGAUCCUGAAGCUGGCUAGUCGCAAGUUGAGGGUGGACAACAUCCUGAAGGAGGACAACAGAGGGGAUGGCAUGAUUAAGGAAGGGAAGGAGGCUAGGCGCAAUUUGGAGGUGGACAAGAUCCUGAAGCUGGCUAGUCGCAAGUUGAGGGUGGACAACAUCCUGAAGGAGGACAACAGAGGGGAUGUCAUGAUUAAGGAAGGAAAGGAGGCUAGGCGCAGCAAAUUGGAGGUGGACAACAGAAGGGGUGACCAUGCAAAGAGGGAUAAGUAUGUCGUACCGGCUAGACGAAAAUCAGUCGAACGUGAUCUAUCCAGAGUCUGUAUCUAAUGGCCAGACAACUAAUGCUCUUGAGCAGCGUAAUUGCCCUCGAAUGUUGCCUUGACACAUCAUUUAUAUGUGUCCCUAGGAGAGUAGCUGCACGCCUGCACCUACGGACCUUACCCAUGAAAAUUUGUCCGGCUCUUGUUCAUCUCUGUUAAUUAGUAAACGUCCAGUGCAAUGCACAUGUAACAUUAGGAUGAGUCGACAUAAGCCAUCUUUCUCGAGCUCGAUGGACAGCAAAUAGGCCAUAUUAAAAGAAGGGUUUGCGUGCACACAUAAUGUUAUUGCACCUGUUUUAUUCAGCCUUCUGGGAAAGAAAAGUUGUUUUCAA